GGAACUCUUAUUGCUGCCAGGCAGUGGCAGAUUUACUUGAUUUCGACCUUGCCUGAAAAAGGGCGCGCCAUUCCAUUCCGGCUUUUGCUUGCUCUCUCGUCACCCGGUGGCAUCCCCUUCUCGCUCCAGCAUUCGCAAAGUUGUAGCCAGCCACAUGCAGCGCUGUGCGGCAAGGCCGUGUAAGGGGAGCAACAGGUGCAGGUCGGCUGCAGUGCGCGUGUGCGGCAGCGCGCCGGGCGCGGGGUCGGCACGCGGCCCCCGCACCUUCCCACCCGGGGCAUCGCGCCGGCUCCGCCACCUCCCGCAGCGGACACGGUGUCAGGCCCUGGGCCCGGGGGGCGGCAAGGGCCCCCAGGACGGCCCCAUCAAGCGGCUUGCGCAGCAGGCGGAGCGUCACGCGCAUCAGCUGCUGGACUGCCUCACACCCAAGGCCGAGUACGACUUUGCUGACGUGUUCCUCAUCGGCUUCAGCACGCUGGUGUUCAUGUGGGUGGCGGCGGAGAUGUACCGCCUGUACGCCUUUUCGUACUACGCCUCGGGCGCGCACACGGCGGGCACCUUCAUGGGCCACUGAUGAGAGAGCUAAGGGCGCUUCCGGUGCUGAGGCUGCUGAGUUUGUCAACGGUGUUGACGGUGGUAGGGGUGCUAAGGAGGUAGGACGCGUGGGGUGAUAAGGAGUCAGGGUCGUGGUGGGGGUGAUGGUGGCGGCGGCGCGAUGUGGGGGCGCUGCAAUGCAGUGCUGCGCCUCAAACCCCAUUUUGCGCAUUCGGCUUCGGAGGGGCCUGUGGCGGUGCCGGGGUCCGCAAGCCUUGAGGCCAGAGGUGCACGCGAUGAUGCGGGGCGCGGCGUGCCAAGUGUCUGCUGCGCUGCGUUCGUAGAUGCGCCUUGUUGGAGGGUAAAGGCGGCCAUGCACGGUUUGCUUGAGAGCGGUCAUGCAUGCUCGCAAGCCGGGUUGAGCGGCGGUGACAGCGGCGCAGCGGCGGCGUGGAGUCAGGUGUGCCGUCGGCCUGUGUUGGACGGGGCUGGCAAAUGUUGGGCACAAGCCAGGGUGUGAUAGGUGUGUUCAGUUUGUUUUUUGCAGGAUGGAUCACAAUGUGCGUCUAAUUAUGAUGGCCGAAGUGACUAAGGAGAAGGCGAGAAGAAAACACGUACGCCGUCUAGCUGACCACUCAAGUUGCUGAGGGCGCUGGCAUGAACGCGGCGUUACAGGGACAGUUCGAUGAUGGGGCGUCUCUUGGUGUGGCGAUAGGAAGGUAAGAGGUCGCGCUUAUUUCAGAUUUCAUACAGGGCUGUCGGCACUUCGGUUCCUUGCGCGGCAAAUGGAGCCUCCAUUAGAUGUUGUCUUGCCAUCCUGUGACCUUGCCGGUGCAGUUGCGGUUGCGGCGUGUGGAGAUGGUGGGCAAGUGUGGGCGCCCUGUUUCAGUGGCGCGACCCCAGUCGCUCGUCAUAACUUGCAAGUGUCAAUAACAAAUAGCAUCACGCAUACAUUAUAUACACAGACACGCCAGAGAGCGCCAUUUCAGGCCGUCGGGAGUGGCGACCGGUGGCGUGACUGGUGGCGGCAGGUGUGGUGGUGCUAUCACAGGAACGUUAUUGAGCUGUUGGUGCUGGCCAGGGGCGCUGGCUCUCUCGGGACGACGUGACAGCCUAACACGGCACGGGAGUUUGGGACCUGGACAUCAAGUCGCCGUUACUGACGAAAACAACACACACGGGACGCGAGCCUGUAAAGUUUGAAACCU
Messenger RNA from Chlamydomonas reinhardtii, 1742 nucleotides. RefSeq lists its product as uncharacterized. The record is from RefSeq and is a predicted model, not a curated record. The transcript is spliced from 3 exons. Bases 155 to 574 code for a protein of 139 amino acids. NCBI's taxonomy places the organism in Eukaryota, Viridiplantae, Chlorophyta, Chlorophyceae, Chlamydomonadales, Chlamydomonadaceae.